This is a messenger RNA of Cylicocyclus nassatus, 396 nucleotides long. Lineage: Eukaryota; Metazoa; Nematoda; Chromadorea; Rhabditida; Strongylidae. The record is from the annotation of a GenBank genome assembly.
AUGCCCAGGUCAAUGCUUGUGAUAAAUUCGACAGUACCGUUGAUAUGGGCUGCUAGAAAAGGUCAUGGUUCUAGGUAUGGAAACUGGAUUCUGCUGAGCGCUGUGCGCAGCGGAAACGCUAAUAUCGUUCGUCUUCUUCUUGAAAAGUUUGCAGAUGUGAAUGCGAGGGUUUCAGAGAAUAGGACGGCUCUUCACCUGGUCAUUGACGAGUCAUUCAUGGACAUUGAACAAAAAUAUCAGCCGCAGAGAGCUAGGAACAGAAGAUUGACCCCAAUUUUGCUAGCCAUUCCAUCAGACUCUCGUUUACUCUAUCGACCUAAUCGCCUGGGACAAACCCUUACUCUAUCGACAAUGCGAACCCGCAGCCGAUUCUCCCGUUUAUAUUUGGUCCAAUAG